UUUUGUUUUUUAUAUUUGAAAAUUGAGACUCCGCUCCCAACAGACAUCACUAAAUAGUCUCGAGUUGUUUGCUUCUCAGUUUACCAAUCUCUUAUAGUUAAUACAUCUUCUUCUUUCUUCUUCCUCAACCGAUUUUUUAUCUCUUCAAUCAAUCUCAACCACAGAAAUUCAGCGAGAGAUUACACUUGUAAAUGGCGGAGCAAACCACCGAUUCAACCUCUCCUGCGGCUCUUGUCUCCACAUCGUCUCCGAAGAAAGAAAACACCAAUCCUGUUGAUUCCAAGCUCACUGAACUAAGCGAAUCAAGGGCCGAGUUGCUUAACAGGAUCCAAAAUCUCAAGCAGGACUUGCAAAGUUGGAGAGGUAAGCUCGACACCCAAGUUCAAGUCUACCGUGAGGAGCUCUCUGGGCUGAAGAAGACUCUUAAUCUUGAAGUUGAGCAGCUCCGUGAGGAAUUCAAAGACCUUAAAACCACCUUGAAUCAGCAGCAAGACGAUGUCUCUGCUAGCCUCAAAAGCUUAGGCCUGCAAGAGAACUCUAAAGAUUCUGAAGGGCAAAUGGAUAAGAAAAGCGAGGUGAAAGAAGAAAAAGUGGAACCUCUGUUGAUUGAUGAGAAUGGGAAAGAAGCAGAGCAUUAGACCAUGAAAAUGUUUCUUUCUUUAUCAUCUAUUAUGGCUACUACUACGUUGAGAUUGUACCGUUACUCUUUUAAAUAUGCUAGUACUGUGGUUUAGUUUCAAUGCGAAACACAACCAACUUUAGUAAUGAUCUCAAAACCAAA
Brassica rapa (field mustard) is the source of this 781-nucleotide messenger RNA. RefSeq names its product myosin-3. The record is from RefSeq and is a predicted model, not a curated record. NCBI's taxonomy places the organism in Eukaryota, Viridiplantae, Streptophyta, Magnoliopsida, Brassicales, Brassicaceae.